Drosophila mojavensis is the source of this 1378-nucleotide messenger RNA. RefSeq lists its product as uncharacterized. Lineage: Eukaryota; Metazoa; Arthropoda; Insecta; Diptera; Drosophilidae. Gene Ontology annotation, cellular component: plasma membrane. The transcript is spliced from 4 exons. Gene Ontology annotation, molecular function: phospholipid scramblase activity. The record is from RefSeq and is a predicted model, not a curated record. Gene Ontology annotation, biological process: plasma membrane phospholipid scrambling. Bases 289 to 1044 code for a protein of 251 amino acids.
GAGUCUCUUUGAGAUGUCUCUUACAACUUGAGGGCUGCAUAUUUUAUUUUAAGUUUUGCGCGCUUAGGGGGCCCUUUCAAAAACAAAUGAAGAUAUUCAAGUAAUCUGUUGCUUAAACAGUUGAAAUAGUCACGUACAUAAAAUAUGAAGCAUGUAGUAGAAUUUAAGUCAGACAAUUUGGGCAAGUUUGAAAUUUUGUUCGUAAAUAUUAAUACACUCUACAAUACUCUAGAUUUUUAAAGAAAGGACUUAUUCUUUGUAUAUACUGUGAUACAUAUAUAUAUCACAAUGGAAAUGAAAGAAGUGCCAAAAGCUUUUGGAGAGAUGCCAUCGUCUAGUAGGAAAGGUGACAAAGACAAAAAAGAGACAGAAGAAAAAAGGAAAAAAGACGAGGUGUGGAUGGUUGCUCCAUCGGACAGCCGUGUAACACGGGGUCUUGAAGUACUGUCCUCUUUGGAUAAGAUUUAUGUGUCUCAGAGGCUGAUGCCAUUUGAAGAAUAUACGUCAAAAAAGUUCAUGUUUCAGAUUAAAAAUGGAAAGGGCGAGAAUGUCUAUAGGGGUCUCGAGAGACCGUCGGUCCUUCAAUUUAUUUUUGAUAGUUCAUAUCCAUUUAAAAUGGAUCUUGUGGAUAAGUCGGGAACGAAAUUAGUGGAAUUGGACCAUCCUUGUAGUUGCGCAUUGUGUCCCUGCUUCAACGUCUGUGAUAAAAAAAUAAAAGUUUAUGCACCUCCUGGACAUUAUAUUGGCGAAGUGUUGAAGAUCAUUUCUUACAAAUAUACUGAAUAUGUCGUUCAAGACGCUAAUGGCAAGGAAGUGAUUUUUAUUGACGGUCCACCCAUUUAUAAAAAUAUAGGGAAGGUCACACUGGCGAUAUGGGACUCGCAUGACCAUCAGAUUGGAACUAUAACCAAAGAGUUUCCAAUAUUGGAAUCUCUUUUUACGGAGUCAUCAUAUUUUUCUGCUUCGUUUCCUUCCAGCUUAAAUACGAAUUAUAAAGCUUUAAUCCUUGGUGGCGUCAUUUUGUUGAGUGUUGCUAGUAUAUAAGCUCUACUCGGAAUCUCAUGAAUAAUCGCAAAGCCCUAUCAAAUAAUCAUCAGUUUGCUUUUAUGUACAAAUGCCCGGAAUAUAUAUAUAUAUAUAUAUAUAUAUAUAUAUAUAUAUACAUAUAUAUUUUUUAAGGAAAAUGUGUGCAUUCAUUUUAUUUAUAUUUCAGUCAUUUAAAUUUGAAUAUAUUUGCUAGCCAAUCUUGGUGGGUUGUGCAGGCAGGCUAAGUAGAAAAUGCCUAGUUGUUCUUGGCAAAGUACUUUGUUUUCUCCUCCGGAUUGGGCACAAUCUGCGAACACAUGUCAGUGAAAUAAAUAAAGCAACAAUUGCGUUA